CAUUCAUCUAAUGCAUGUGUGCAUGUCUCAUUCCUGCGUGUGGUGUUUACAGUCAGAAGUCAGUACAACCCUGACGUCUGUACAAAAGGAGAUUGUGGACCUUCACAAUGCCUACAGAAAAGCUGUGAAGCCCUCGGCCAGUAACAUGCUGAAAAUGAGCUGGAGCGCUGCAGCGGCUCAGACAGCCCAAGGGUGGAUCAGUCAGUGUAAAAUGACACACGGCCCCCCAAGCAGUCACAUGAUUAAUGGAUAUGAGUUGGGUGAAAAUCUCUUCGAGUCCUCUAUGGUCUCUUCGUGGACUGAUGUGGUCACUGAUUGGCACAGUGAGGUCAACAAUUAUCAAUAUCCCACUGGAUCCACCAAUGGCAGAGCGACUGGACAUUACACACAGGUGGUCUGGUACAGCUCAUAUGAGAUCGGAUGUGCCGUGGCUCAGUGCGGAAGCUCCUUCUUCUACGGAUGCCAUUAUUUCCGCAAAGGAAAUUUCAGAGGAGUACCUCCAUAUUCAUUGGGAACUGCGUGUGCUGCCUGCCCGAACAAUUGUGAAGAUGGCCUUUGCACCAAUCCUUGUCCGUAUGUCAACCAAUAUGCCAAUUGUGAUCAAUUGAAAAAAAAGCACACCUGUGACCACUCCUCUGUGAAGAUAUGGUGUCCUGCUAGUUGUCAGUGUAAAACCGAAAUCAUCCCUGUUGUACUUAUCUGAGACUUUUAUGGCCGUCGUUCAUAAAGGGUCGACGUAUUUUUAGCUGUCGUCAAUCUGAUCAUUUGCCUGUAGCGUUUCUUUCUUAUUACUGUGAAAUCUUUUUCCUUUAACAAAAGCUUACUUACCAAAGUGGCUCGCUAUUCAGCUCAUAAAUCAUGUGAUUUUUCUAUGCAGAUAACUAUGACUUUAUUACUUGGCAACUGUGAGAAAUGAGCAAGGAUAUAGUGAUUUUACAGCACUAUGGAAUUAUAUAUAUGGUAUUGUUUUGCAAAAUUUUACUUCUUCCUGAUUUUUAGUAAAGCUUACGCAAUCAAGUUAA
Misgurnus anguillicaudatus (oriental weatherfish) is the source of this 1022-nucleotide messenger RNA. The record is from RefSeq and is a predicted model, not a curated record. Lineage: Eukaryota; Metazoa; Chordata; Actinopteri; Cypriniformes; Cobitidae.